Chara braunii is the source of this 2573-nucleotide messenger RNA. NCBI's taxonomy places the organism in Eukaryota, Viridiplantae, Streptophyta, Charophyceae, Charales, Characeae. The record is from the annotation of a GenBank genome assembly.
UGCGUCUGCGGGGAAGAGGAAGGAGAGAGAGUAGGGGGACAGACCGACGGCAGCAGCCGCAUCACAGAAGAGGAUGAGACAAAACACGAUUACGGAGUCAUUCACUUCAAAGUGGCAGAUGGAGUUCAAGAAGAAGUGGCUGCGGUUUGUGUACAGUCAGCGCCUGGCAUUCAACGUCUUCCGGAGCGAGCCAUGGUUGGACGUCGUCCGACACUUCAGGGACUUGCCAGGGCUAGUGAAGGUGUUGUGGCCUUCAGAGAAUGAGAUCGCGGACAUAGAGACCAUUGUCCACACGGCGGACGAUGUGGGAGUUGAUCUCGCGGAGGUCAGGGCUCCUUUCUAUGUCACGGGGGCCACCAUCAUGUCAGACGGAAGGAAGUCACGCGAUGCUAGACCCAUCAUGAACUUCCUUGCCGGCGGGUCGCGUGGGGUGAUGCUCGUCCGGACGAUGAACAGGGAGGGUGAGCGGGAUCGGGCGCCUGAUGUGUUGGCGCGCUGGAUAAAGGUGUUCGAUGACUUCUCCCCUAAGUGGGUGAACGCCAUCUGCACCGACUCCACCUCGGCGUACAUCGCCGCGGUGAACAUGCUCCAGGGGCCCCAGCAGAGGCUGGAGCAUCGACGGAUCACGUGGCUCCCAUGCGCAGCUCGAUACGCUCACAUGCUGGAGCCGGCGCACGCCGCUGCUCACCUUCUCUGUCCCAGCCGGCGGGACUUGCGGUACUUCGAGGGCGUGGUCAGCGGCUACGACGCGAGUUUGGUGAGGGAGGCGGAGACUUACAUCGUGUCGCAGACAAGGUUCAGUGUGGCGAGCCGCGACUACGAGACCGCAUGUGCACAAUUGCGCGACUUCCACACACGGAGGGGGACGAUUGCUUGGGGGGGGAGAGAUGGAGAUAGAGAUGCACAAAGGUGCAGGGGCGAUGCGGAGACGUACGAGUCCGGGUGUUGGUGGUCGCGGUACGGGCAGUGCGCCCCGCAGUUGCAGGUUAUCGCUCUUCGUAUCAUGUACAUGUGGACGUGCUCCUCUCCUGCGGAGAGGAAUUGGGCCGUCCACGAGGGUGUACAAACGAAGAAGCAUAACCGACUUGAGUUCGAGAAGGUCGUGAAGUUGGUUGAGAUCUCAGCCAACGUCCGCCUUCUCUCUCAUCAGCGGGCAGGCCGCGGGUUCGCGCUGCCGUGGACUCUAGAUGAGUUGUUGUUGGACGUGGAGGGAGGUAUUGGGAUUCGCCCCUCGUGGAAGGGGACGGGCGAGAGCAGGACGCGGGAGGAGGUUGAGGAUCAGAGACGUUCAUGGCAGCGAGACCCAUGUGGGUCCAGAGCUCCUCCGGGUGAUGUGGGCGAUGUUUUUGGGACUCGAGCAGCCACAUUGCACCCRUACCCUCGAGACGACAGUGAUUCCGAGGGUCACGAGRACGAGGAYGAGCCGRCGGGCCCCGCUAGCGCCACUCAUGCGGCGGAUGAGCGUGAUGAGUGGAGCGACCCAGAGGACGUCCGCAGACGGAGUGGCGGAGAUGACCUUUUCGUUGGAGUUGAUUUGGAGGAGGAGUCUAGGGGUCGUCAUGGGAGCCCUUUAGAGCGUCCGAGGCCUACGUCCACUUCCCCGCUUCCCGCUGAGCGGGACACAGAUCCUGGGUCUGCACCUUCGAGGGGGGCUGAGUCGGGGAUUGGCCAUCGUCCUCUGGGUCGCUCUGGCACGGCAUCAUCAACCGCUCUUCCCACUUCGACGGAGCAGUUUCAUCGACAGCCAGCCGGUGCAGAUCGAUUGCAGAGAUUGGUGAGGGGCCCGGGACAGCGAUUGGAGGAUAGAUUGGAGGGCGGUCCUAUGCCGGUGCAGGGUGACGACGGAGACAGACAGGGGUUGAUUGGUGGAGAUGGUGGUGCGCUGGCCGGAGGAGGAGGCGGUGUCGAGGUUGAUGCGGCGGUUGAGGGGAUACCGAUGGGUGGCGGAGGCGGUUUCAGUGAGUUUGGCGAUAUGGGUAUGCCCCCGGGAGAGAGCGUGGGUCUUCCCCGUGGAGAGAGCGAGUCCCGUGGGGACAUCAGUGUGGGUAUGCAGGCCUUAUUGGGACAGAUCAGCUACCUGGACCCGAACAGUUUCUCCCCUGUCAUGCGCGGAGAGGUGAUGUCGGGGGCAGAGGGAGGCGAGGAUCGCACACCUCCUGGAGAGAUAUCUGAGGAGAGGUUGGAUAGGCUUGAGAGUCGUCGAGCAUGCCUCAUGGCACAGAGGGACCCCAAGACGCAGGAGCUCGCCCGUCUUGCAGCCGAGGACCGACAUAGGCAACUGGGGACAUAUACGACGGCGUCUGUUGACGUGGGGCCAGCUGCCCACACAGAUACUCCUACAGAGGUUCACGACACGACGCAGCGGGAGGCGGCUUCGGCAGAGGUUUCGAGUACGGGAGUAGAUGUUCAACAGGGGACGCACGAGAGCGGGUUGGCACCGACAGAGGAGCCACGUUCGGAGCUGGCGCAGCCUCCUGCCGUGUAGCUGAGGCCAGAGGAGACAUUGUAGGAGGUCACGGGCGUGCCUCUGCCCGCGGGUUCAGUUGAGGGUGCCGUGCAUAUGUCCCCGGGUC